AACACGCAGUGGUGCCUUUGCCACUUAAGAUGAUGUUGAGACAACCCAGAUUUUUGGUGGCAAAUUUCCCAUUUGCUCGCCAACAGAAGAAGCCAGUCGGUGAUAGCGAGAGAGGUUUGCGACGAGCUGUUAUCUCUCUGCACCUCCAGUUUGGAAAUCUUGCUACAAUGGCAGCGAUUGGAAACCGUGGAACCGUGACCGAGGCGGCUGGUUUUGACCCAGAGGCAGAUGUCCAGAGGCUUAGAGGAGCCAUGAAGGGAGCUGGCACUGAUGAGGCAGCUGUCAUCGAGGUCCUAGCACAUCGUACUAUUGCCCAGAGGCAGCGUGUCAAAGAGGCCUACAAACAAGCCGUGGGGAAGGACCUGGCUGAAGAUCUGUCCUCAGAGCUGAGUGGGAACUUCAGGAGUGUCGUUCUAGGUCUGCUGAUGCUGGCCCCUGUGUAUGAUGCCUAUGAGCUGAGAAAUGCAAUAAAGGGGGCUGGAACAGAGGAGGCUUGUCUCAUCGACGUUCUCGCAUCAAGGUCAAAUGCUGAAAUACGAACCAUCAAUGCUUUCUAUAAGAAAGAAUAUGAAAAAUCCUUGGAAGAUGAUGUGUGUGGGGACACAUCUGGAAUGUUUCAGAGGGUUUUGGUGUCUUUACUCACGGCUGGACGGGAUGAAAGCGACAAAGUGGACGAGGCCCAGGCUGUUCUAGAUGCCAAGGAAAUCUAUGAGGCUGGUGAGGCUCGAUGGGGCACGGACGAGGUUAAAUUCCUCACUGUGCUUUGUGUGAGGAACCGAAACCAUCUGCUGCGAGUGUUCGAGGAGUAUCAGAAGAUUUCUGGAAGAGACAUCGAGGAAAGCAUUAAGAGGGAGAUGUCUGGCUCUCUGGAGGAUGUCUUUUUGGCCAUAGUGAAAUGCAUUAGGAACAAGCAAGCGUUCUUUGCAGAGCGACUAUACAAAUCAAUGAAGGGGCUGGGCACUACGGAUAGUGUCCUCAUCAGAAUAAUGGUAGCCAGGGCCGAGAUUGACAUGUUGGACAUUAAGGCGCAGUUCCUGAAGAUGUAUGGCAAGACUCUCUACUCCUUCAUCAAGGGAGACACGUCUGGCGACUACCGCAAAAUCCUGCUGGAGCUGUGUGGAGGCGAGUAGAAGACUCAUCAGGACAACAUGUAGCUCUGUCUUUAUUUUGCAGACCACAUUAUGAGCUUUUUUUCUUUUUAUCACUGCAUCUUAUCUUUUUCUUCUUCCAUGGCCUUCACAUUUCACUGAUUGACCGCAGUGCCUUGUUUUACUGUUUGUACUGUAAUAUCAAUUAAACCAAAGACCAGUGACCUUUUA
Messenger RNA from Morone saxatilis (striped sea-bass), 1319 nucleotides. RefSeq names its product annexin A4 (gene anxa4). Gene Ontology annotation, biological process: negative regulation of coagulation. The transcript is spliced from 13 exons. The record is from RefSeq and is a predicted model, not a curated record. Lineage: Eukaryota; Metazoa; Chordata; Actinopteri; Moronidae. Gene Ontology annotation, cellular component: cytoplasm. The coding region runs from base 30 to 1130 and encodes 366 amino acids. Gene Ontology annotation, molecular function: calcium ion binding; calcium-dependent phospholipid binding.